UUCAAGCAGUGUUAGAAUGCAUUAAGAAAUUAUCAACAGAAUAGUAGAGUGGGUUGUGAUUCUCCAAGAUGGAGCCAGACAUCACAGAGAGAGUUUUUUCUGGUACACUGGCAAAUCUGCCAGAACUGGAGUCCACGGUUGUCAGGGUGUUUCUCAGCUCCACAUUCACAGAUUUUCAGGUGGAGAGAAACUGGGUGAUGAAGCAUGCAGUACCUAUACUCCGAAAGUUUUGCCAAGAGAGAGGCCUAGACUUCCAAGUAGCUGACAUGCGGUGGGGUGUCCGCGAAGAUGCAACCGAUGAUCACCGAACCACCGAACUGUGUCUACAUGAGAUAACCAACUGCCAGAGAGUGUCUAGGGGACCGAACUUUGUGACAUUCCUCGGAGACAAGUAUGGAUUUCGACCCUUCCCAUCAGAAAUCGAGGCAGCAGAGUUCAAGCUUCUUAAGAACAUGGCCAUGAAACUUGGCCACGACACCUCGCUAUUGCUGAGUUGGUACAAAUGUGACUACAAUAAAGAGCCCACGGUCUACAGCCUUCAGCCAAUCAGCUCCCAGUUCCCACAUUACUUUGACAUGACCCCUGCUAAUGCGACACAGAGGCAAAAUGCUCAGCGAGAGUGGUGGUCGACAGUGGAUAAACUAACGGCCCUUCUCCGACAAUCAGCCUCCGCUGUUCACAAGGAGGGCAAACUGAGUGAAAGAGAAAAACAUAAAUACUUCCAGUCGGUGACAGAAAAUGAAGUGUUUCAUGGGGUUCUCAAUGUGGAAAAUCUGAACAACAGAGUUAUCUGCUUUGUAAGAACGCUGACUGAUCUCAACAUAAGAGACAAAAUAGCAGGUCGUUUUACUGAUCUUAUGGACAAACAAAUUGACAGAGAGGCUGAAGAAUUGAGAGAGAAGGUUCGUCUCCACCAUAUACCCAGAGUUACACCCCAAGACCUACUUUUCCGUUAUAAUGUACCUUGGGAUGAAAAUGUUGGUGUUGGUACAAAGAAUGAGGACCAAGUCAGUUAUCUUCAUCAGUUUGGAUUAGACUUCCUAUCCAGCAUGGAAAAACUGAUUGACCUUGACAUUAGAGAGUCCUUGUCGGCUCGGCACAGAACGCCACUCUUUGAGGAAGUGGUACACCAUCUACACUUUGUGAGGACCAAAUGCGAAACAUUCUGUGGCCGUGAGGACCUCAUACAGAAAGUACAAGAGAAGGCACAAGAAGUCUUUAAAGAAGAAAGGAGUUAUAGGUUCCAGGAGACAUAUGACAAUCCUGAUGGUGUGAUGGGGGGCUUCAUAGAAGAACAGAAAAAGAUUAAGAAGGAGCAUGAUGGUUUUGCAGCUCGUUUAGAGGAAAUGGGCAUAAAAUACGUGGCUGGUGACAGGUUGAUGGACCUAGAGUCAGAUCCAACCUUUAAUCCAAAGGUUGUGCAGUUGAAAAUACCACCACAUGCUGAAUUCUGCAGGCCUGUCAUUGUUGUAGGCAAAUCUGGAUCUGGAAAAACGGCAUUGAUGGCAAAAUUGGCUGAGGUUUCUCAGUCUUGGUAUGCAAGUAAAGAUCCAGUUUUCAUGGUUCGAUUCCUCGGCACUUCGACAAUGUCUACGACCAUAAGAGAGGUUCUGUUUGGCUUGUGUGAGCAAAUUUGGCAGGUCUACAAAAUUCAAAUACCCUCAGGCAUAGAUUUUGAUGCAGAUUACCAGUAUCUCACAAAGUACUUUGCAGCGCUUUUAUGGAAAAUUGACGUUAUGGAAAAGCCUCUGACCAUUGUCCUUGAUUCUGUAGAUCAGUUAAAUCAGACAGACCAUGCUCACAUGCUAAACUGGCUGCCGCAAAAACUUCCCAAGAACGUCACAUUUCUGAUCUCUCUUGUUACUGACAGAACAAACUGCUUCAGAAACUUACAACUGGUUUUUCCAUUCAGCGAAAGAUUCAUUGAAAUGAACGAGCUUCAGAACGAUGUUGUAACAGAUGUCAUUAUGAUGAUGAACAAAAAGUACAGCCGACAUUUAUCGAAGAAGCAGAAAAAUAUGAUUUUUGACCAGUUUGCCAAUUGUAGUCAACCAUUGUACCUCAAACUGCUUGUUGACAUGUCGUUGUCAUGGAGAUCUUACACAGAUGUGAACCAGUCAUUGCUAGGGGCAACUAUCAAGGAAGCUAUCAACCACCUGUUUGACAAUCUAGAGAAAAAUCAUGGGGAAAUAUUGGUGCAAAGGGGAAUAGCUUACCUUUGUGCAGCCAGAGAGGGCCUGUCAGAGGUGGAAUUGGAAGACCUUCUCUCCCUUGAUGAUGAGGUUUUACAGGACACCUACAUCUACCACCUUCCUCCUGACCCAGACGUGAUUCGCCUUCCACCGUUGUUAUGGAAACGCAUACAGUACGACAUCACAGAGUACGUCGUCGAGCGUCAGUCGGGGGGUAAAAAGGUGAUUGGCUGGUACCAUCGGCAGUUUAGCGAGGCAGCGAGGGAAAGGUACCUACAUGAUGGCAUUAGAAAGAAGGCACAUGCUGCUGUUGCAGAAUACUUUCAGGGCAUUUGGAGUGAAAGGUGCAAACCAUUGCAGUUGAUAAAGGGAAAGAAAGGUAACUACCCUCAAAACCAGAGACAAGUCCCUGCACAGCCAAUCAAGUUCAGCGAACAUUUGUACAAUACGAGAAAACUUAGCGAGCUGUCUCACCAUCUUGUACACAGUGAGCAAUUUGAAACUGCUCUGACUGAGCUUUUCUGCGACCCUGAUUGGCUGUAUGCCAAAUGCUUGACUACAUCUUUGACUUCUUUGAUGGAAGAUCUAAAAAUAGCACAAGAAGCAUGUGAUCAGGCUAUAAAUAGAAUGAAAGUUGAAAAACAAGCAUUGGCCAAUGCAAAUGGGAAAGAAAAGCAAGCAAAAGAGGUUGAGGAUAUGAUUAAAAGGAACAAGAAAGUAUUGGAAGGAUUUAGGCUGGUUUUCAGGAUGAUAUUACUGGCUGCUGACAGUAUCAGAAAGGAUCCAGUCAACUUGCCACUUAUGGUUUUGUCCCAGCUUGGCCCUGACUACUCAGGUAACGCUCACAUAGAGACGCUUGUUCAGCGAUGCGUAAAGUGGUGCGGGUCCAGCCCCCUCCCUCUCCUUGUACCCAGCAGGGAGUGUGUGAGCAAGCCAAGUGGAAAUCAGCUGUAUUCAAUUGGUGUGGAAGUUGCCAACCAUGAAAAAAACAACCGUGACCAAUCCAGUCAGUGUUUGUACCUACACGAGGACGUUGGACAGCUGUUUGUGGCUCGACCGAGGACAGGCGGUCUCAGUGACCUACUUUGUGUGUACGACCUACGUGAUCAUGGCUCCUGUAUCGUAGAGCAGACAAUCAGCCGAUAUAUCCGUGGAAUCAGCUUUGUCGGACAAAACAAGUACUUGUUGUUAGAAGUGUACCAAUUGGGCUUCAAGGCAGACUUCGGUUACAGUGAGACUGAACACCAGUUGUAUGAAUCGUCUAUUGCAGCCCCAGUGAAAUUCACCCAUCAAACAAAGCGCAUUGCAGUGUCCGAAUCAGGGUUGUGGAUCGUGUGCUCGAUGUAUAAAACUAUCUUCAUUUACCAAAUGGAAAAGACUCUACAGGAGAAACACAUCUUCAGAGGCAUUGAAGAGGAAGUAGAUGCUCUGCUUAUCUCCCCUGAUGAAACUCUCCUAAUUUCUGCUUCUGAAACCUGGCGUAUGAAAACAGAGGAAGUUUUGGUGUUCAGUCUAAAAUCCAUGCAGAAAUUGUUCGCAGUACCUGGUACCUACUUUGCCCCAUGUUUGGUCACAAAUACGAAUUUGCUGAUAAGCCGAAAGGCUGGGUACGAAGAAAGUGGCAAGCUGAUGGUUUGUCCAUUAAAGGAAGGGGAAAGGAAUUACGAUAUUAUUGCUCAUGAGAAAUACCAUGUGGAAGAGAUGUAUUUACAUUCUUCACACCAGUAUAUUUUGACCUCUUUUUAUGCAUCUUCUUCGGCUAAUGAAACUGAAGUGAAACAUGCUUCACUGGUGGAUAUUUCAAAUGGCAGUGUGGUUGGAAAGGCCCAAGCUGACCAUACAGAGCCAUGCAGCAAUGCCGUCAUAUUCGGAAACGACAGGCUUUACUAUGCCUACACUGUCAUGAAAAGAUACGACAUCAUUAUCUUCUUUGCUGGGUAUGUUGGCAAGCCAUUAGACAACGCGAUUGUAGUGCAUGUUUUGACUGGCCAUAAUGAACCAAUCACAAAUAUCAUCAUACCACAGAGUUUGGAAACCAUCAUUACAGCCUCCAUGGAUAAAACAGUGAAGGUGUGGGACCUGAAGACAAUACUGGAGAACUUCACUGCGGACCUGAAGCUUCUGGAGAUGGAGGCUGUGCAGACAUCACUGCAGACGAACGGUGGUGAUGGGAAAGUAGAAUUGGAGGAUUAUGUGACAAAAUAUCUUGCAGCAAGUGCUGAGGUCAAACCACAGACCACUACCCUAGCCCUGAACAGGUCAGGAGAGAGUGUAUAUGUCGGUACAGAAAGCGGAAAGGUUCAAGUGUACGACAUUGAGUCGGGGAAACCCAGCCUAGCUAUUGAAACAAACAUUGGCGCUGUUAUGAACAUGAUGAUGUCACAAGAUGGGCGCUGCAUGAUUGUGGCUGGAAGUCGGGAUAUCCACGUGGAGGACUUGCAUUCCCAGCGCCAGACGACUCUGGAAGGGCGAGGGAAAUUCUCUUGUAUGGCCGAGGCGAGUAAUGUUCUGGUGGCAGGGUGUUCUGGUGUGGAAUCCAAGGGCAGAAUGUGGAAUAUUGUCACAGGAGAGACACUACGAGACUUUCAACUGAUAUAUUCAUUCCAAUGUGUAGCAAUCAACAGUUCUGGAACAAAGGUAUUGGCAUCGAUAUUCGAGUUUCCCAUCAUUGUCAACAUUGAAAACGAAAAAAGCCAGCCCAUGUGUGAUAUGAAAACGACUGACAGUACGAUGGGCGGAGCGGUUUCCUGUGCGAUCAGCCUCGAUGACCAAAUGGGUGCCAUGAGUUCCACGGAUGGGGCUGUGCGUGUAAUCAACAUGAAUGGGAAGUACUUGUUUCGUUUUCAACAGAAAUCGUCUGCUACUACCGUGGCAUUCUCGAAGGAUGGUGUGAAUCUGUUGUCUGCUGGCUACCGUACUAUCUACGUGUGGUCAAUUGUUGAUGGCGAUUGCAAGUACAAGUUAACACGACAUCAGGACUUUGUCAAUGAUAUGAAGUUUGACAAAACUGGUCAGUUCCUGGUUACGAUUUCAAGGGACAAACAAGUAAUUUUAUGGGAUUUUACAAGAGCCAUUUCCAUAGCAACCUUCCAGGCUAACUGUGAGGUGAAGGCCGUUGACAUAGCAACGGGUGGGAAGAGUGUAGCAUACAUUCCAGAGGGAAUAGCCGAGUUGGCGAUACUGCGACCCAAUAAUAGUCUCCAGGAUUUAUUGGAGGGGAAAGUCAAGCCGCUGAGACUUGGUCCACAAGUUGAGGCCAUGGCUUUGACUUUCACUAGUCAGAGAAAAGAGAACACAGGAAAAGCUAGCAAGGCUUGCGUAGUCAUGUAGAUAUUUCGGGUCAGGGACAGUCUGGCCUUCCACCAAAAUGCUCAUUUUUAAAUACCAUAAAAUUCAGACACCAAUAAAAAUCAAAGCCUAUUCAUUUUUCAGAUAGGAAUAAGAUUUUUUGGUUGUCUAUUCAAUGAAAAAGAGUAACAGAAAAUCUUUCCUGGUCUGAUUUAAGCAUUUUAGUAAAAAAAUGUAAAAACGGAGACCUCUGCUUACAAACUUAAAAAGGUUUCUAUGGAAAUAAGGUUUAUAUUUAGAAAGCAAGAAGAAAUGUAAAUAAGGUGGAGUUUGUUUUUAUAGUAAGGUAAUGAUUGUCUGUUGUACACAUAUCUGUGAUAUUUUUCACUGGCAAUACUGUUGUUAAUUUUUCAAGCUCAAAUUGUUAUAGUUAUACAUAUAUAUCUUUACAUACACAUUCCUGCAUUUGUAUUGAUUUUUAUCUUUGUUAAAAAUUACCUCUGUUAUUUGUUGUUUCUAUAUACGUUUAUAGUUGGGAUGAAUUCACGCCUUCACAUAUACAGACCCGUUGUCUUUAUAUUGCUUAGCUCGAUUUCCUUGUUGGCUCGAAAUUGAUGUGAAGGACCGAUUUUUUAAUCUUUGUAAAGAUUCCCACUUGGCUCGAUAUUCACGAGGCUGGAAGUAUUUUGGCCUGUCCCUGGGAUAUCAAGUCAAUGGGUUUCGACUUUAUAUGGUUGUGAAGAAAAAGACAAGACAUUAGUAUACAUUAGUGAUUUUUUGCUUCCUAGUUUUGUUCACAUAUCUAAGCCAUUUCUACCAUGUUUAAAUGUAUAUAUUUACAUUGGCCUAGUCCAUUGUAUAGAUUAAACUUGAUGUUCAUGUUGUAUAUCAUGCAAGGAGUAAUGCCGUCAUUGUUUAUUUCAAUAUUACGAUUGGAUAAGCUCAACGUCAUUUAACCAAUGAUAUACUUCAUUACAAAUAUCAGCUUUUCUUUUAUACAAACGAAUGUUGUCUGUAAUUUUUAUACACCCAUUGCCGUAUUAUGGGAACACCCAUGGCGGGCGGGCGGCGGGUAGGCGGGCGUCUCCACAAUGUUGUCCGCUCUCUAACUUGAACAUUUCUCAUCCAAUUUCCACCAAACUUCAUGAAAGUGUUUGUUGGUGAAAUAUCUCGGUCAAGUUCAAUAACCAGCCAAAUCGCUUUAGGCACUCCAGAGUUAUGGCCCCCUGAAUUUGUCAAAAUUGUCCAGUUUAGCUUUGUCCGCUCUCUAACUUGAACAUUUCUCAUCCAAUUUCCACCAAACUUCAUGAAAGUGUUUGUUGGUGAAAUAUCUCGGUCAAGUUCAAUAACCAGCCAAAUCGCUUUAGGCACUCCAGAGUUAUGGCCCCCUGAAUUUGUCAAAAUUGUCCAUUUUAGCUUUGUCCGCUCUCUAACUUGAACAUUUCUCAUCCAAUUUCCACCAAACUUCAUGAAAGUGUUUGUUGGUGAAAUAUCUAGGUCUAGUUCGAUAACCAGCCAAAUCGCUCUAGGCACUCCAGAGUUAUGGCCCCCUGAAUUUGU
This is a messenger RNA of Mya arenaria, 7040 nucleotides long. RefSeq lists its product as uncharacterized. The transcript is spliced from 23 exons. The coding region runs from base 69 to 5522 and encodes 1817 amino acids. Gene Ontology annotation, molecular function: protein binding. NCBI's taxonomy places the organism in Eukaryota, Metazoa, Mollusca, Bivalvia, Myida, Myidae. The record is from RefSeq and is a predicted model, not a curated record.